Phaeodactylum tricornutum CCAP 1055/1 is the source of this 3120-nucleotide messenger RNA. RefSeq lists its product with no specific name. The transcript has a single exon. Gene Ontology annotation, molecular function: protein binding. NCBI's taxonomy places the organism in Eukaryota, Bacillariophyta, Bacillariophyceae, Surirellales, Neidiaceae. The record is from RefSeq and is a predicted model, not a curated record. Bases 1 to 3120 code for a protein of 1039 amino acids.
AUGAAGGACCUCAUUGUUUUAACCUCAAGGCUCUCUUACAAAAUCCGCACAUACCCUAGCAAUCACACUCUCUGCUUGUGGCAACGCUGUUAUCACGAAACGAGUUCUGCCGAUGACAGCAUCGACACCCAAGCCGAGACUUGCAGCGUAGCCUCCAAAAUGAGCUCGAGGAACAGUCAGUUGAAGGGUCAUACUCUCCAAUUCGAAGAAGAACAAUGUUUAUCUUCUGCAGAGGUCAAAGUUAGUGACAAAAAAUUCGAGCCUGGGCUGACGUUGUCGGCGUUGCCCUUUUUACAGUCGUCGGAAUCUUCCGGAGGAAGAUCGCUCUGGAAGUCUCACAAAGUCGACGACUCAACACCGGUAACGGUUUGGCGCCAGUUGACCCUAAGGCUAUUGCAAUCCACAGAGGAGCUGACACGCCACGAAUGUUAUCUGAUGGAAGAGUGCCUACAAUGGUGGACCCGAAGACGCGUCAAAUUCGAUGUCGUCGACCCGGAAGCGAGUGAAGUUGUUUGGAAGCUCUGGUACAAACUCUUGACGGAAUCGAACGGCAAGCCGUCGUCUUUGUUGCUCAAUUCGGUAUUGGAUCAUUGGAGGUUGUCGAUAAAACAAAACAUCAAAGUGCCCUACUGGCCUGACGGAGUUAUCUCGCAUGUUCAGUCGCUAGCGCCGGAGCUAGUGGAUGUCAAGAGUUUCGCUCUGAUCCUUGGAGCGAUGGCAUAUUGGUAUGACGUGGACCCCUGGAAGGCACAAGCCUUACUUCAAGAGCUACCUUCACAUGUAAAACCCAACGCAAUUGUUUGGAAUUCUGCAUUAACAGUUUGGGCCAAGGCGGAUGCGUUACGAUGGCCCGACGCUGCCCUUCGGGCGGAACAACUUCUAGAACGGAUGAAACAACAUCCCGACAUUCAGCCCAACGAGGUGAGCUUCACUUGUGUAUUGGAAGCUCUUGCCAACAGCCCUUCCGCAAAGGCUCCAGAAAAAGCUGAAAGAGUCUUUCAGGAUAUGGAGGAUGCAGGAUUCCUGUCACCCAUCGCUUGUUUGCAAGUCAUGCAAGUUUGGGCGAAAUCGGACAGCCACCACGGAGCUGACAAAGCCUAUGCUCUUCUUCACGAGAUGGUGCAAUUGUACCUCAAAGACCAAUCAACCGUUAAAAAACCCAUGAAGCAUUGUUUCUCAGUAGUCAUGGAGGGAUUUGCGCGUCGUGGCAAACCAGAGAAAGUCGAACGAAUUCUGUUGGAGCUCCAGGAUUUAUACCAACGCUUCCAUGAUGAUGACUUUGUGCCAACGGCUGCGACCUUCAAUUCAGUCCUCUCUGCGUAUGCGAGAUGUGCUCUGCCUGAUAGGGCUGCGCGGGCCGAGCAAUUGCUGAUGAGUCUACGUGAAAUGGCCGAGUGGAGCGGUAAUACUGCCUGCUUACCCGACACUACAUCGGUUAAUACAGUUGUGCAUGCAUGGGCAGAGAGCAACGAUAAGGGCGCAGUCGAAGGCGCUGAAGCCUUACUGAAUGCGAUGCAACUGUGGGAAGGAGUGCAGCCUGAUGCAUACACCUACACUGCUGUCAUAAAGGCUUGGGCUCGCUCCGACAGGAAUGGUGCCGCAAUGCGAUGCGAAUCCUUCCUGAACGCAAUGUGGGCAGCAUUCGAAAAGGGGAAUCACCAAGUCAAGCCAAAUGAUGUGACAUAUGCUACAGUGAUCUACGCCUGGUCCAGAAACAAAGGAAAAGAAGCUCCUUACCGAGCCGAGGCACUUUUCCGAGAAAUGAUGGAACGGCAUAAGAACGGCGAUUCAACGUUGAAACCCAGGGAGUCUUCUUAUGUGUCUCUAAUGACAACUUGGAAUCGCAGCAACCUGCGAGAAGCGCCCUCUCGAGUCCAAUUUUAUUUUAAUCAAAUGCGAGGGAGUCACCUCGCAGGCGACAAAAGUUUGCAACCGUCCGCGAAAUUGUACAAUGCUGCUCUUUUCGCCAUGAAACGGGCAGGAGAUGGGGCGGGGGCCGAAAACAUUUUGGAGGUUAUGUAUGCAGAUUUCGAGAGGGGCAACAACAAGGCCCAGCCAAAUACGCAUGUUUUCAACACGAUCAUAUCUGCUUGGGCAAACACUAGAACGCAUAUCGCGCCAGAAAGAGCAGAAGCUAUUGUUUUACGGAUGCUGGAGCUUCAUUCAGACAAAGGAUGGGAUUGUAAGCCAAAUGCCAUAACAUACACCUGUAUUCUAGACUGCUGGGCAAAAUCAAGUCGUAGCGACGCUCCUGACCGAGCAGAGGAGAUCCUCAGACACAUGCAACACUUAAGCGAUAAAGGUGACGAAAACGUUAAGCCAACCACCUACGCUUGGUCGACUGUCCUUACAGCGUGGUCGCGGUCGACUUCUCUGGAUGCCCCUGUCCGAGCUCAGCAAUUAUUUGACGAGAUGUUACGAAAAUUUGAAGCAGGCGACAAAUCUCUUCGGCCGAGUGGACCAGCAUACGCUAGUGUUUUAUCCACUUGGUCGCGCAGCAACCGACACGACGCGCCUCAAAUAUCAUCCGAAAUCUUAAAACUCAUGAAAGAACGCCACCUGGCGGAUACGUUAAAUGAGAAGCCAAACCGGUACCACUACUCAGCUGUCAUCAGCGCCUUUGCAUCAAAGGGAGAUGUUCAGAAUGCCGAGGCAUUGUUCGAAGAAAUGAAACUUUUAAAGGACGUAGAGCCACAUGAUGGUUGCUAUAAUGGCCUCAUCAAGGCGUACGGUCGUUCGUCAUUACCCGAUGCAGCGGAACGUGCCGAGUCUUUGCUUCGCACUAUGGAGAAAGAAUCAGCCGUUGGAGCCGACUGCAGUCCUACCAUGAUAACCUACACAUCGAUUUUGGAUAUUUGGCAAAGAAGCCAAAGACCGGAUGCAGUCGACAGAGCUGAAUCCCUCCUGAAGGAAAUGCUGAAACUCGCUGAACAGGGACGGGACAAGCUAAGCCCCAAUGCGUCUACCUUUCUUGCUUUCUUACGAGUAAUUUCCAAAAGUUGUGCUACUGACAAGGCCGCUCGUGCUGAGGAAGUCUUGUCGUUGAUGAAAGCUUUUAAAUGCGCGCCAACGGACGCUGUAUUUCGAGAAUUGAAUAAAUGUCGAGCUGAUGCCUGCUAG